Caenorhabditis remanei is the source of this 2424-nucleotide messenger RNA. RefSeq lists its product as uncharacterized. Lineage: Eukaryota; Metazoa; Nematoda; Chromadorea; Rhabditida; Rhabditidae. Gene Ontology annotation, biological process: lipid transport. The record is from RefSeq and is a predicted model, not a curated record. The transcript has 17 exons. Gene Ontology annotation, molecular function: lipid binding. The coding region runs from base 1 to 2424 and encodes 807 amino acids.
AUGACGUGGCAGUCAUACGUGGUGCCACUCGUCGGAAGUGCACUUCUCUCUGCAUUAACUUUCUUCUUGGGUAAAUGGGACUACUCAUUUGUAUGGGUUCUGAUCAUUGUUCUCGCGAGUGUCACAAAGAGUUAUUUAUGGAGAAAACGGGAAAGAAGAUUAAUAUCACUCCGAGCAACAGCACUUCGUGAACGAGAAGUGAUAAUGGCUCAACUACAAGACCUGCCAGCUUGGGUUCAAUUUCCAGACACUGAAAGAGUUGAAUGGAUGAAUAAAGUGAUUCAUCAACUGUGGCCAUAUGUUGGAGAAUACACGAAAACAUUUAUGAAUGACUUCAUUAUUCCUCAAGUUAAGGCUCAAAUGCCUGGAAUGUUCAAAAACUUCAAGUUCACCAAAAUGGACAUGGGUGAUAUUCCGUGCCGUGUUGGAGGAAUCAAAGUCUACACGACGAAUGUGGGAAGAGAUCGGAUUAUUGUGGAUAUGGAUGUGGCGUAUGCUGGAGAUGCAGACUUUACAGUUUCUUGUUGUGGGUUCACAGGAGGAAUGAAUAAUAUUCAGUUCUCCGGAAAACUGCGUGCUAUCCUUAAACCACUCCUACCGUAUCCUCCAAUGGUGGGCGGAGUCUCUGCAACUUUCCUCGAAAUGCCGAAAAUGGAUUUCAAUUUGACUGGAAUGGGAGAGAUGGUUGAGUUGCCGGGACUCAUUGAUGCGAUUCGAAGUGUUAUCAAUAGUCAGAUCGCCGCUUUGUGUGUUUUGCCGAAUGAAGUUGUAGUUCCAUUGGCUCCAGAUGUAGAUGUCACAAAGUUAUAUUUCCCGGAACCAGAUGGCGUCGUUCGUCUGAAAGUGAUCGAAGCGAAAAAUCUGGAGAAUCGAGACAUCUCUUUCAUCAAAAAAGGAAAGUCCGAUCCAUACGCUGAAAUUCAAGUUGGAUCUCAAUUCUUCAAAACUCGGACGAUUGAUGAUGAUCUGAAUCCGAUAUGGAAUGAGUAUUUCGAGGCAGUUGUAGAUCAGGCAGACGGACAGAAACUGAGAAUUGAGUUGUUUGAUGAGGAUCAAGGGAAGGAUGAAGAGUUGGGAAGACUUUCAGUCGAUUUGAAACUUGUUCAAGCGAAAGGAACUAUUGACAAGUGGUAUCCAUUAGAAGGCUGUAAACACGGGGAUCUUCAUAUCAAAGCCACAUGGAUGUCUCUCUCGACAAAUCUGAAACAUUUGGAGAAACAGGAAUGGGAAGCCGAGUGGGGACAAGCAGAUAAACCAAUUCAUUCUGCUCUUCUCAUGGUUUAUAUCGAUUCAGUAGCAGAUCUACCGUACCCGAAAUCUAAACUUGAACCAUCUCCGUUUGUGGAAGUCAGUUUGGGAAAAGAGACACAGAGAACACCGGUUAAAGUGAAGACAGUCAACCCAUUGUUCCAGUCGAAAUUCAUGUUUUUCGUGAGACAUUUGGAAGGACAAGAGCUGAAAUUUGAGGCCGUCGAUGAUGGAACUCGCCGUUCUCUUGGCUCCCUUAACAUUCCAUUGACAACUCUUUUGAAAGAACCAAAACUGGAACAGAAUCAACAAAUGCAUAUGCUUACUUUGGGUGUCCAUCAGAGUCCAAUUGUAAUCACAACUAGGAUUCGGAUUCUCCAAAAAUCUGAUGGAGAUACGGACAAGAUGCGAGAGUUGCAACGAGAGAAGGAGGAGGCAAAGCUGAAAAACAAUGCUUUGAUUCAAGGAAAACCAAAGAAAAACGAUCAAUUGGGACACGAUGUUUUAGGAGAAUAUGGAAAUGCAUUCCACAUCGAACGAGCCAGUGGAAAGAAUGGAACAGCGAAUGGGGAUGCAGUGGCAGUUGAACCAGCGAAGACAGUGAAUUUGGAUGAAGAUGAUGUGGAGAUCAAAUUGAAUGUGGAUAAUUAUCAGAUUCUUCGUUCCGAUUCGAACAGCUCACUCAACAGUCACGGUAGAUCAAAUAGCCGUUUGGGACGACUUUUCCGAUCGAAGCAUGAAAUGAAAAAACGAGAGACAAGAGCCGACGAGAAUCGAGGAGAAAUUGAGAUUCGAAUCGACUUUGAUGAACUCGUGAAUCAAUUGAAAAUUGCUGUGAUUCGGUGUCGAGACUUGAUGACUUUUGACAAAAAAGACCAGUGUAAUCCAUAUGUUUCUAUAAAACUGGUGGCUUUGGACGGGCACAAGGAGGUUUUCAAAAAGAAAACACCGACUGCCAAAAACACGCGGAAUCCGCAUUUCGAUAAUCAUGUCGAAAUCGAUGUGAAUCCAUCAGAUCUUCUGAAUCAUAAAGUGGUGAUUAAUGUGAAAGAUGACACGAAUUACGGUACUUUUGUGGCGAAACCAGUGCUGGGAUGUCUUGAAAUCCGUCUUGACAGUCUUCUGAAUCGUCAACUCAGUCAACGAUGGAUCCCAUUAUCUGUGGAAAGAAAAUAA